AUGAAAAACGAAUUGGAUUUCUGGCUUCAGAAAGCAAGUUCGUUGAUUAAUAAGGUUCGAACUCGGUUCGCAGAUGACGAUAGCAUUUAUGAGUCGUUCUUGGUUUUGCUCAGUUCAUACCGUAAGGGUAAGGGUAAAGGGCAACAGGAUAUGGGUUCGCUUUGUGAUCAGAUCCACGAUCUUUUCAAGGACCACCCUGAUUUGUUCCAGGAAUUCUUCAGCUUUGUUUCAAAUUCGGUUCCUAAUGAAACCAGUACCAAUAAGUCAUGUUCUUUUGACUUGCAAGCUUUGUCCCAGCAAGGAAAUUCUCUGUUCAAGAAGAUUCAAAGCUGUUUAUGUGGGUCGGAUUAUCAUUACAACUACUUUUUGGAGCGUAUUCACUGCUACACUUCUGGACAUAUAGGGCUUGAUAGUGUUCUUGGAAGCUGUCCUCUGGGUUUCGUGGAUGAAUUGCAUAAUUUUAUCAAAUAUUGUGAGAAUUUGGGUGGGUUUCCUGCUCCUCCUGCUGGUGUAUUAUGUGAGAGUUCAUUGGGCUCGGGCCAAAAAAAGCGUAAAGGGUCUCGUUUUUCUACUGGUUGUGGUAGUGGUGAAUCUGGUGAUGAAGUGAAAUCGUCUCAUAAAGGCCAACAGUGGCAAAAGUAUGGGAGGGAUGAUAAUUUUUGUGGAUUUCUCGCUCAUGCUCAUGCUGUUCCAGCAUUAUGUGAGAAUUCAUUGGACUGGGCGCGAAAAAAGUGUAAAGGCUCUCAUAUGUCUGCUGCUGCUGGUGGUAGUGGUGAAAAAGCAAAACCAUCUCAUAAAGGCCAACAGAGGCAAAAGCUUAUAACUAAGGAUGAUGAAGACCAUGAACCUGACCUCUCUAAGUGUACAAAAGCUACACCUAGUUACUGGAUUUCGAAUGGCAAUUUGGUGUGUGCCAAUUUGGAUUACUCUAUAAAAAGAAUCAAAAAAAGCAAGGAGCAGAAAGUUUGCGAGGAUUUUGAGGACCUAAAAUAUGAUCGGGAUAGGUUCCUAACACCUAUACGAUCAACAAUAGAGUGUGCAGAGUGUUUAAUGAAUGAGAUACAGGGUAAGUCAUUGGAGGAGCCUAUCAUAGUAGAAGACUACUACUUUGGUACAAAGCAUAUUGAAUGCAUUGAGACACACUGUAAUGUCAAAGGUGAUGAGUUACGGGAAAACCCAAGACAUGUGUUACCUGGAAUUCUUCAUUGCCUUCGCCAAAAGCUAGAAGAGUUUAAGAAGGAACAAGGGUCUGUUACAUUCAAAAAUUACUGUAUCUCUACGGGAAAUAUGAGAUAUAGUUUGAAGAAGUAG
Molecule: messenger RNA, 1311 nt
Organism: Quercus robur (English oak)
Lineage: Eukaryota; Viridiplantae; Streptophyta; Magnoliopsida; Fagales; Fagaceae
Product: paired amphipathic helix protein Sin3-like 2
Exons: 1
Coding region: 1-1311 (436 amino acids)
Biological process (GO): regulation of DNA-templated transcription
Molecular function (GO): transcription corepressor activity
Source: RefSeq, a predicted model, not a curated record